CCCUUGGCCCUGUCCCGGCCCCGCCUGCCCGGGCCCGGGCGGGGUUUGGGUCUGGCUGGGGAGAGUGAAGUCGGUGAACUCGAACUCGGAUCCCUGCGUGUCGGCGCCCAGCAGCUCGGCCUCCUCGGUGUCCAGGAAGGAUAAAGCCUGGAUCUGAAACAGCAUGUACCAGAUUUGCAGCUGUUAGGCUGAAAAGAUCUAGAUGAAGAUUGAAAAGCAUCCUUGUUUUAGGAAUUCUGUGCACCAAACACAGGAGAGGAAAGAACAAGUAAAGAGAACACAGGAAUCAUCACUUCUGCACACAGACUGUCUGAAUUAAUCUUUAGCUUUAAACCUCAAGGAAGAAUAGGCUGUAUCAGUAGUUUAUCAUAAAUGUAUCCUAAUACAGGCUUCAGAUUAAAGUAGGUUAAUCCAACAAGCUGCUAAAAUCAAAAGCACAAUGGAAAUUUGAUGAGUUAAGACUGUCACGUCAGCUCCAGUGUAACAUGGUGACAUCAAGACAACUCAGUGUAUACCAGUGCAUAAGUUCAUCAGUGUUACAAGGCAGUUUGAUUCCUAAAGCAACUGAACUAACACCCUCCGAAAGUUCGGCUGGAAAGCAUCCAUGGAUGAACUAAACUGGUUGCUUUAAGCAAACUGGAAAUUAAGUGGUUUGUAGUUCAGAGAAGAGCAUAACUGAGAAAAUAUGAAAUCCUACUUGAGGAUGAAAGCGGAAUUGAAGAAGACAGUUCUAAAGCCAGGCUGGGCUGCUGCAGAGAUGGCACUCUGCUCUGACUCAUUGGGCUCUACUGCUGUGCAGCCAAUAUGAAAUUUAAAAAGGUUCAGUUGCGGCUGUAAAAAGUAUUACUGAAACAAGUCAUGGAUUGGGAACUUAGUGAAGGAAAAGGAGGAAAAGAUCUUGACAUUUCUUCAGUGAUCCUGAAUGAAGAAGUACCAGGACUUUGAUUGUCUCAUCGUUCUACAUACACAUUUAUUUCUCCAUACAAAGCAAAUCUGACGUCAGCUGGUUCCAAGGUGAUCUCACAAGUGACCCUUGUCCACUCUUCAUUCCAUCCAGGAAUGACGUCCACCCCUCGUCCAGCAUCAGAGAAUAAGAACUUCAGAGGAAGGAAUGCAACUUCAUAAAUAGCAGACCACAGACACUAAUGGGGAGCAGAGGCAAACCUGCAGGUUAAGAUCCUUUGCAAGAGAAGCCCAUAGAUCCACACUGCCUGGAGAUUCAGAGAUGAUUUCAGCUCUAGCCUUCGUUUUCCUCCUCUGCAUCUCUUGCCCUUUUUCAUCAUGUCAGCAGCGAAGGGCUGGAGGUGAAGUUGGGCCAGAAAUGCUGGAAGAGAUGAGAGAAACUAACCGUGUGCUAAUGGAAGUGCGAGACUUGCUGAAACAGCAGAUUAAGGAGAUAACAUUCCUGAAGAAUACAGUCAUGGAGUGUGAUGCCUGUGGCAUGCACACCGAGGCCACAGGCCCUGUCAUCACCGUGACACAGUUUAACAGAUGCCUCCCAAACUCCUGCUUCCCUGGCGUGGCCUGCACCGAGACCGGCACCGGCUUCCGCUGCGGACCCUGUCCCCCGGGUUAUUCAGGCAAUGGCACCCACUGCACAGACAUCAAUGAGUGCAAUGCAAACCCCUGCUUCCCGAAGGUCCAGUGCAUUAACACCAGCCCUGGCUUCCGCUGUGAUCCCUGCCCUCCUGGCUUCACCGGCCAGAUGGUCGAAGGGGUUGGACUGGCCUAUGCGAGAGCCAACAAACAGGUUUGUACUGACAUCAAUGAAUGCGAGACAGGCGCUGCCAGAAACUGUGUCCCCAACUCCAUCUGCAUCAACACACGGGGAUCCUACAAGUGCGGGGCUUGUAAACCUGGCUUUGUUGGGGACCAAGUGAGUGGCUGCAAGAGCCAGUCAGUGAGACGCUGCCCUAAUGGAGAGAUCAGCCCGUGCCACGAGAAAGCAGAAUGCAUCGUGGAGCGCGACGGGUCCCUCUCCUGCGCGUGCCUCGUGGGGUGGGCAGGGAACGGCUACGUGUGCGGGAAGGACACGGACAUUGAUGGAGUCCCUGAUGAGAAGCAACGCUGCUCAGACAAAAAGUGCCGCAAGGAUAACUGCGUGACUGUCCCCAACUCCGGCCAAGAGGAUGCUGACAGGGAUGGAAUUGGAGAUGCUUGUGAUGAUGAUGCCGAUGGAGAUGGGAUAUUAAAUGCUGAGGACAACUGCGUGUACACGCGCAACACAGACCAGCGCAACGCGGACAAGGACAACUUCGGUGACGCCUGUGACAACUGCCGCCAAGUGAAGAACAACGAUCAGAAGGACAUUGAUGGUGACGGGAAGGGAGAUGAGUGUGACGAUGACAUGGAUGGAGAUGGGAUCAAAAACCCUGUGGACAACUGUAAAAGAGUUCCUAACCCUGAUCAGAAAGAUGCCGAUGGUGAUGGAGUAGGAGACAUGUGUGACAGCUGCCCCACAGUCAGUAACCCAGACCAGAAAGAUACCGACCAUGAUCUGGUGGGAGACGUCUGCGACACCAACCAGGACAGCGAUGGGGAUGGCCACCAAGACUCACGGGAUAACUGCCCAUCAGUGCCCAACAGCUCCCAGGUGGACACAGACAAUGAUGGGCUGGGAGAUGAAUGUGAUGAUGAUGAUGAUGAUGACGGGAUUCCAGAUGAGAAACCUCCAGGCCCUGACAACUGUCGGCUUGUCCCUAACCCUGGCCAAGAAGACUCGGAUGGUGAUGGUGUGGGAAACCUCUGUGAAGAUGACUUUGACAGAGACAUGGUGAUUGACAGGAUUGACGUGUGCCCAGAGAACGCAGAGGUGACCCUAACGGACUUCAGGGCUUUCCAGACGGUUGUAUUGGACCCUGAGGGCGAUGCACAGAUUGACCCCAACUGGAUUGUCCUCAACCAGGGCAUGGAAAUUGUCCAGACCAUGAACAGUGACCCCGGCCUGGCCGUAGGUUACACUGCAUUCAAUGGAGUGGACUUUGAGGGCACAUUCCACGUCAACACUGCCACAGAUGACGAUUAUGCUGGUUUCAUAUUUGGCUACCAGGACAGUUCCAGCUUUUACGUGGUCAUGUGGAAGCAGAUGGAACAGACAUACUGGCAGGCAAACCCCUUCCGAGCAGUAGCAGAACCUGGAAUUCAACUGAAGGCAGUGAAGUCUAAAACAGGCCCAGGGGAGUACCUCCGCAACUCCCUGUGGCACACGGGGGACACCACGGACCAGGUCAAGCUGCUCUGGAAGGACCCUCGCAACUCCGGCUGGAAGGACAAGACCUCGUACCGCUGGUUCCUGCAGCACCGGCCCCAGGUCGGGUACAUCAGAGCUCGUUUCUAUGAAGGACCUGAAGUAGUAGCAGACACUGGAGUUGUCCUUGACACCACCAUGCGAGGAGGCCGCCUGGGAGUCUUCUGCUUCUCCCAGGAGAACAUCAUUUGGUCCAACCUGCGUUACCGCUGCAACGACACCAUCCCAGAAGACUAUGAAACAUUCAGAGUUCAGCAAGACUAAGGCCUGAUGUCAGGAUGUGUCCAGCCAGCCUUGCUUUCAGCCCCUGCUCAGCUGCCCCACUAUCGCUCCCGUAGCCCCUGUGAGGAACUGUAAGUAACGUUACCACUGCGGCAUCACCCAGCAUCUCCCCUACCGCAGCAGCUGGCUUACACGCUCCAAACCCUGCUGGCACGGCCGUGGUGUAGCCAGCGAGUGUGGACAGAGCCCGAGCUGCUGUAAACACGAGCUCUCUACACACCGUGGAUGCGCUGAGAAGCUGCUUGCUGUAGCUGGAAUUGAGUCAGUCUCGCGUGGAUGAUUCCCAGGGGUUAUUUUCCCUACUCAAAGGCUCUCAAGUGUGAAUGUUUGUUUUCCUUGUCAAGCAAACCCAGCGCCAGUCUGAAAAGGACACAGGGAGCAGCCCAUGUACAAGUUGCUCACAAAACAUUAAAAAAAAGCACUUUAAGGAGAGUGUCUUUGUUCUGGAAUGUUGGAUAAUAAAUACUUGGAAUGUUGGAUAAUAAAUACU
This is a messenger RNA of Pezoporus occidentalis (night parrot), 4019 nucleotides long. It is a transcript of the gene COMP, whose product is annotated as cartilage oligomeric matrix protein. Lineage: Eukaryota; Metazoa; Chordata; Aves; Psittaciformes; Psittacidae. Gene Ontology annotation, molecular function: calcium ion binding. Gene Ontology annotation, biological process: cell adhesion. Bases 1226 to 3511 code for a protein of 761 amino acids. The transcript has 24 exons. The record is from RefSeq and is a predicted model, not a curated record. Gene Ontology annotation, cellular component: extracellular region.